Molecule: messenger RNA, 3883 nt
Organism: Cataglyphis hispanica
Lineage: Eukaryota; Metazoa; Arthropoda; Insecta; Hymenoptera; Formicidae
Exons: 3
Coding region: 91-603 (170 amino acids)
Biological process (GO): negative regulation of cAMP-dependent protein kinase activity
Cellular component (GO): nucleus; cytoplasm
Molecular function (GO): cAMP-dependent protein kinase inhibitor activity
Source: RefSeq, a predicted model, not a curated record
CAUUUCGAAGUAGUAGUCUCGCGCAGUGGACCUCGCGAUCAUCAUCGCCGUAGCACAAUCAGCUUAUCGCGGCAUCCGAAUCUCGUAGAUAUGGGUUACGUUCCGAUACGCAAACCUCGUGAAGAGGCUGAUAAAGUUCUCGGCGGCAGAUAUCGGCUGUCAUUUCACGAAGAAGGUAACGAAGAAGGUAUUAGAUUAGUUGUUCGCCAUUGUGUUAGACAUUCGGAUUUGCGUCGAGUUUUAGCGAAAUUUUUCGGAUCGAUGGAAAGUUUAGACACGGUACUGAGGAUGCUGACACCGAGACGAGCGGGGCCUGUGGGCCCCGACGAGAUCGGAAAUGGGCCCGACGACAAGAGUGCGAGCAAUCCUACGAGCGGCUCGGUCACUCCAGGUGGGACUUACGAGAACGGCGACAAUUCUAAGGAAUUUCUGUCGACCGGGAGGACUGGCAGAAGAAACGCGUUACCGGACAUUCUUGGCCGACACGCCGAGACUGGCCUUUCUGAUCUGUCAGAUCGGUUUGAGGAGCUGUCCACAGACACAGAUCAUUCUAGCAGUGGACAAGAUCCAAGCAUACCGGGUACUUCGAAACAGCAUGGCUGACCGUAGGACUUUAUAGCGAAUUUUGCUAUUGUGACAACAUUGAACCUUUCCGAACAUCACCGAUGACGACGAUGAGAACAUGAUGAAAACGCGUACUGUUUCUGUAAACAAAGUUCUCAUGCUUCUUGACUCACAUCGUAAUGACAGAAUGUAUCGAUUGAUGCGUGUAAAUGACAAACCGAAUAUGACUCAUUUUGUUGUCUUUGCGAAAACAUGAUAAAAUUUAAUGAAAAGAAAAAGGAGAUUAAAGUUGAAGGAUUCAAUGCAAGAAUGUAAGAAAAUUGUAACAUUCGCUUUUAACUGCGAGAGAUUGUAUUUUUGAAAAAUCCGUCUAAAAUUCAUUUUGAAUACGGAUUUUAUUACUUUAUUUUGUUAAUUGUUAUUUAGAUAAAUAUUGCAAAUAUUACAAAUUUGAAUGAAUUUACUCGUGCAGUGAAUUUUUCGAUGCACUUUUCUCUUGAAGAAAACCAAUAAUUUUUGCUAUUAAGGUAAGAUUGACUUACAAUUUUUGAAUAAAGAAUAUUGGGCAAGAUUAGUUUUAUUAGACAGAAUAAAUCCUAAUUGCGAAAUAUUAAAAUUAUGGAUCUCAGACUAUAAAAAUGAAAAGUACAAUAUGAUUUAGUAAAUAAUAAAUAUUGAAGAUUUUUUUGUUAAAUAAUAGAAAAUUUUUAUUAUGUACUGUAUAGGAUUUGAUUUAGUAAAUAAAACAAAAGAUUUUAUUUUUUUCUUUCUCUACAAAAUAUAAAAAUUACUAAAUAAAAUUUAAACAGUGUAUUUCAAAUAUUCAGCUUUAUCUCUGUUAAGUAAUUGAAAAUUUUUAUUAUAUAUUUCUGCUUUGAUAAAAUAUUAUCCAUUAAAUUCAACGAAAUAAAAUAUUGAGGCAGUUAAAUUCGCUAAAUGCAUAAUGCUUGAAUUGAUUUUGGCUUUACUGACAAUGAUACUGUUUAAAAACGCAGUAAUAUUGUAUAUAUAUAUAUAUAUAUAUAUAUAUAUAUAUAUAUAUAAUAUAUGUAGAAUAUAUAUAGUGAUUCGAACAAAGUUUCUACUUUUUAAAGUCUUUUUAUUCGAUAUGCGAUCAUUGAUUAUUGAAUACCGCGAGAAAUGAGCCAAUCAAAAACAUGUGCCAUCAAAAAGGUCUCAUUGAACCAGUUUAAACUUUGUGCUAUUAUUAAAUUUUACAAGUUUUGCUCUAUAUAAUGUAGCGAGAAAACUACGUUUUGAAUAAUUGAGAAUGGCAUCGAUAUUGCUAUUAUGAAUGUAAUAUCCGUGAUAAUACGAGUAUUAAUUAUAAGUGAGUACGAAAUACAUUGUAGAAACUGUGCAUCUUUCUUAAAACUUACGUACUCACCUUAUGUAUAACAUCGUUGCAAUAUACGGUAUAUUUUAUCUCAUUAAAUUCCAAAAUUUACUCAUUAACUUAGUUAAACAUUUAAAUUUUAACGAAUGAUGACCUCAUUUGAAAUGUCCUUGAAAUUAAAAGCCAAAGAAAAUUUUAAUAUUUAAUGCGUAGUCGGGAUUUAUCUAUACGCUUUCGAAGUUAGAUAUUUAUCUCUCUAUUAAGAAAUUCUAUCGUAAACUUUUGCAAAACAAGAAAAUACUCGAAGCCCGAUAAAUGAUUGUUACAAUUUCGACGAAUAUAGAAUAUUUUCGCGCGUGAUAUUUCGAGUAAAAUUAAUUCCGAAGAGAGUCACGGUCGUAACUUUUUUUAUACAUUUAUUGCGAAACAUAUUACGAAAGGGCUUGUAAUAUUUAAUUAUGAAAUAUAAUAUUGUCGCGUAAUUUCAUUAACGUUUAACUUGGAAGUACUCGUUAUAUAACGAUUGUCUCUUGUUAACGUUGUACAACUGUAGAAGCGACGUAUGAACUCCGAGAUGUUUCUAAUGGCUGAAACAUAUGACUAGAUAUUUGUACAGAUGGAAUUAAGCGAUUAAUAGCGUGUAAUUGCGCAUGAUAGUGGACAUGUGUACAUACGCAGAGAUAUGGGGGGUGAUAUAUUUCACUCUCAGAGUUUUAGUCGAUACCAUCGUUUCGACGUUGUCCUGGAUUUUUACGAACACGAGCAUGACUAGUGAAUUAAGUCAAUGAAUAAGAUAUGUUUUUAGCGUACUAUUAAGUCUGUCUGUACAUAGGCACGUAUCGCGUUGUAACGUGUAAUCAUAUAGUCCAUGUUCUUAAGGUACAUUUUACACUAAAUAUGAUUGUGUUUGAUUCUCAUCUCGUAUUUGUUUGCGCCUUCGACACAUCUUUUAUGUUGAAGAGUUAAAAAAAAAUAUUAGAAUAAAGUUAUGUUUUAGAAAAUAGCUAAAGAUGAAAUUUAAAGCAUAUGUGAUGAGAAUAGUACGAUCUCUUUAAGUAAAAUAAAAUGGUUUUAGACUUGUCUGUAUCAAAUCUUUGAAAAGGUUGAACCAUCCAUCCUUACGAAUUUAUUGAAAGAAGCAGUUGAGAAAAUGAUCGUAUAACUUAAAAAUCUAUUGCGACGCUGUUUUAACAAGAACUGCUGAUACUAAUUGAAUAAUUGACAUUUACCUGUAAUUAUUAUUUUUUUUUUUUUAUAAGGUCGUAUUUUCAUAUUGCGGCCAUAUUGGAUAAAGCUCUUGAUAAGUACGUUAAGAAUAGUGGAGACACGUGUGAUAGGCAACGAUAUUGAUAAUGAUCUCUCUAAUCAAAAAAAUGCGUAUCGCGCUAUUUGAUUGUAAGUGCGUGCUUUAGUUUAAGAGUCAACACUGCGCGUUAUUUCUUUCCGUGUUUUCACAAAUAGGGGUUCGAGCAUCAAUGAUGUACUAUGUUCUUUUUCACGCGUACCUGUUUUUCAUAGUCAAUAGCGGUAAUUACGCUUUCGAGAUAAUGGCCAUUAUUGUGGAUUUGUAAAUAUAUGUAUUCGAUCUUUAAUGGACUUGAUUCAUUCGAACGAUAGUGAUCAAUGUUUUGUUUUGUUUUAUUUUUUUUUUCUUUUUUUUGACGUGAAAUGAUUCAGAGUAUAUAUAUAUAUAUAUAUAUAUUAACGAUUCAACGCGAUAAUGCGAGGUUGCGCCCCCGCGAUUGCAGAUACAUGCGCCGAUAAAACGGUCUAUGAUAUCGCUGCGAUUAACGUUAAAAAAAUAAUAGAGAUCGAUCGCAACAACAGAAUACGGUUGAGUCGCGUAUUCUCUAUGGCCUUUGUGCGUGAAUGGUGUAGUGUCUCUUGUGUGGACUUGUACGCGCGCGGAGAAGAUUGACACGAUUGUAAAACAAUGUAUACAUUACUUCUACCUGUGGGAACACAAUACAAUUUUGAUUCGUA